Molecule: messenger RNA, 7986 nt
Organism: Penaeus monodon (black tiger shrimp)
Lineage: Eukaryota; Metazoa; Arthropoda; Malacostraca; Decapoda; Penaeidae
Product: reelin-like
Exons: 51
Coding region: 1-7986 (2661 amino acids)
Biological process (GO): neuron migration; central nervous system development
Molecular function (GO): lipoprotein particle receptor binding
Source: RefSeq, a predicted model, not a curated record
AUGAGAGAUUAUGGAGGGCAGUUUCUAGGUUUGUCUGAAGGUAUUUCGGACUUAAGAAACGUGGGCAAGUGCCCCGGGCCCGACGCCGCCGCCGAGAGCGUGUACGUGCACUACUCGUGCGACGGGGGCGUGGCCUGGCGCCUCCUCCGGACGCUGCACGCCAGCCGGCACAAGGAGCCGAGCCACAUCUCCGUGGACCUCCCGGCCGGCGCGCGGGGUCCCGGCUGCCGGUUCCAGGUCUGGCAGGAGAGCCACUCGGGCGCCGGCAGAGACGUCUGGGCGCUGGACGACUUCACCAUAACGUCGCAGCUCUUCAACAACAUCGAAGUCGAUUUCAGUGACGGCGCGGCGGCGAAUAGCUCGCUCAGAUUCCACCUGGGCGAGCUCGGGAGCGACCUCUGCGGCCGUGACUCGGCGCUGGUGUUCAAGGGCGUGGCUGCGGGCGGGGGCGUGUCUCGCUUCAUGGAGACCAAGUCCAUAGGCGUUGGCCCCUCCUACAUGAUGCAGUUCGACCUCGCCAUUGGCUGCGGCGACGGGGCGGGGGCCGGGACGCAGGGGAAGGGGGAGGGGCCAGCCACGGGGGCGGAGGAGAGCAAGGUAAUCCUCGCCUCCGCACACCUCCUGGUACUCCCCACCGGCAUCACGUGGCAGCUGGUCCAGCGCCCGUGCACGCCCUCGACGCCCGGCUGCCUCAACCACUUCACCCGCGGCACCGUCUACUUCGCCUCCGAGUUCCGCCGCUGGAGGAGGGUCACGCUCAGGCUCCCGAGGCAUACCUGGUCCCCGACGACCCGUCUGCGCCUGCGGCAGGACCUGGAGAGCGACCUGGGCGAGGCGUGGGCCAUCGACAACCUGUACAUCGGGAGGCAGUGCCCCGGACUCUGCUCAGGGCACGGCCGCUGCACCUCGCACGGAUGCAGCUGCGACGCCGCCUACCACGGCCACAAGUGCCUGCCGCUGCACAAGCUCCACCGCCAGAUAGACGCUUCGUUCGACGCCGAGGACGACCUCAGCGACCUCGACCUGCGCCUCGUCGGGGGAAACUUGGCAGCGCGGGACGAGGGAUGUGGCAACGUCGUGGCCGGGAAUAGUGUGUACUUCGGGGCGCUGGGCCUCCGUCAGCUGGAGACGGACGACCUGAACGCCCACGACCUGGAGAUCCUGCAGUUCGUCCUGGUCGUGGGCGGCGGCAAGGGCGGCUCCUGCAGCCCCGAGAACGACCUCAAUUCCCUCAACGCCGGCAGCAUCGUCGUCGAGUACUCUACUGACGGAGGGAUCGAGUGGACGCUCCUGCAGGAGCUUCUGCCGGAGGAGUAUCGGAGGCCCAGAUUGUUCCGCACGAAACUCGAGGACGAGGUGGUGAAGGGCGAGUCGGGCGUGGUGAGGUUCCGCAUAUGGCAGCCCGCCCACUACGGGAGGAACCAGUGGGCGGUCGACAGCCUCAAGAUCAUGCCCGACGUGCAGCUGUCCAGCAUCCAGGCCGAUUUCGCGCCCAACGCGAUGGUGGCCUCGCCGUGGCUGAGCGUGACCGGGCACCACCAGCGGCCCUUCUGCGGGAGCGAGGAGGCGGCGCAGGUCAUGGACGGCGAGGAGCCUGUGCGGGAGGCGGUGACCAACACGCUGGCGCUGAAGGAGGGGGACGUCAUUUCGUUCCAGAUCAGCGUAGGAUGCACCGCCGACGAGACCGUUCCCGAAGGCUCGCCGGUCCUCCUGCAGUACAGCAAGGACGGAGGCGUGACCUGGUCCCUGGUGCACGAGGGAUGCCCGCCCUCUGCCCUGCACUGCGACCCCCCCAGCGAGCCCAGCGUGUACCGGCCGGGGCACCACGGGCCGUGGACCAGGGUCGUGCACCGCGCUGACCACCGGCUGGCCCACGGAUCGGUGCAGCUCCGUUGGAAACAAGAAAACCCGGGAGAAACGGACAGCGGCGUUUUUGCAAUUCGACAGCUGUACAUAGGCCCCCCCUGCCCUUACCUCUGCCACGGCCAUGGUGUCUGCACGGCCGCGGGGUUGUGCAAGUGUGACAAGGCAUAUAAUGGGACCUACUGCGGCCUCCUCCCCGCCCCCAACCCCGCGUGGAUGGAGGACGACUUCGAGGGCGAUCGCCUGUCGCCCUCGUGGGAGCGAACGGAGGGCGCCGCCGUCGGGCUGGGCUGCGGGCCCCACCACUCGGGCCACGCCCUCGUCUUCUCCGCCGGCGGGCCGCGCGUCGCCACCACCAGGCCGCUCGACACCAGGAAGACCAAGUACCUCGUGUUCCACCUGCAGAUCGGCUCCCCAGAGGCGGGCGGGCGGUGUCGCCAGGCGCAGGUCCCCCUCGACAACGUGGUCCUCGAGCAUUCGCCCGACAACGGACAGAGCUGGGCCUUGAUGCAGCAGUUCGAGGCGGGGGACGCCAGGGAGAGGCGCGAGCCCUUCUUCGUCCCGCUGCCCGCCGGCGCCAGGACCCGCCAGACCCGCUUCCGCUGGUGGCAGAGCUACGCGGGUAUGAUGCUCUCGGAUUCGCCCUACGCGGAGGAACGAGCCGAGUGGCACUUGGACAACGUCAUGGUGAAGGCCAACGACAGCCUGCCCGCCAGCCUGUACGACGACUUCGGGGGAAACACGACCUCGCACGACCCCUGGUUCCUGAGGGCGGGCGCCACGACCUCGCCGGCGUGCGGGAAGCAGGACGACCCCGUGAUGCUCUUCUCGGGGCCGACUGCGCCCAAGUUCGCGGAGACGUGGGACGUGACGGCGAGCGGGGCGACGGUGGUUCAGUUCGACCUCAGGAUCGGCUGCAGCGGCUUCUCCCCGAACGCGCAGGUGGAUCUUCAGUACUCCACCGACCACGGCAAGACCUGGCAACUGGUGCGCGAGCUGUGCGCCCCUCCGCAGGUGGAUUGCGAGUCGUUCCACCUGCCGACGUCCUUCAGCGGAUCCACGGCGGGCGAGUGGACGAGGGUCACCACCACGCUGCCCGGAAGGACGUUCGGCGAGAGGACCCGCCUUCGCCUGGCGGAGGCCGAGCGGGGGGGGCGCGGCGCGGGCGGCGUCGCGUGGGCGCUCGACAACGUCUUCGUGGGGGACACGUGCCCCUGGAUGUGCUCCGGCCACGGCCACUGUCGCGACGGGGAGUGCGUCUGCGACGAGGACUACUUCGGCGCCUUCUGCGUGCCGGCGAGGGUCCUGCCGUGCGAGCUGCUCGACACCUUCGACCGCGGGAGCCUCGACGCCGCCCUCUGGCACUCCUCGACCGGCGCCGAGGUGUCGCAGCGCUGCCACGUCUUGGUGUCGAAGGCAGCCCUCGUGUUCUUCAAGGACGGCGUGCGCCAAGCCACCACCACAGACCUUGACAUGACGGGCGGCCAGUACGUCCAGUUCACGAUCAUGAUGGGUUGCGAGGCGCCGAGAGGAGCGAGGACCAAGAGGGGAACUACCAUGAUCGAGGACCCUCUUAUCUAUCCCUCUGGGUCUUCCCCUUCGUCCUCUUCCUCCUCCUCUUCGUCUUCGUCUUCUUCUUUGUCGAGUGAGCAGGCUAGUCGGCGCUAUGGUGUUCUCGUGCAGUAUUCCGUCAACGGCGGCAUUACUUGGAAACUGCUGAAGGAGCUGCACUUCACGCCCCUGCCGACGCCCGAGUUCGUGAGCAUCAGCCUGCGCGACUUCCCCGAGGCGGCCACCAACGCCACCCGCUUCCGCCUGUGGCAGCCGCGCCACGAGGGCCUCCUGACGCACACGUGGGCGGUAGACAACGUCUUCAUCGGAGGCACGCCCGUGUCGCCCAACGCCCUCCACGACGACUUCGAGAAGGCGGCGCCCGUGCCCGACGCCUGGCUGGACUGGCCCGGCGGCGAGGUCGACGUCAUGUGCAAGCAGAAGGGCGGGCGUCGGGGCCUGGUGUUCGGCAGCCAGGAGGGCGAACACGCGCUCUACACCCGCGACCUCAGCGUCGGACCCGAUUCCGUGCUGCAGUAUGACAUCAUGGUGGGCUGCGGGGACGUCACGGCGCGGGAGCACAGCGUGAGCGUCCAGUACACCGCGGACGCCGGUCUGAGCUGGACUACGGUGCGUCCGGCCAGCGGCGCCCAUCACUCGAGUCCGGACUGCCUGCACGAGCUGAGGACGCCGACGGUGCACUACCCACACGCCGCUCCUACUGGGACGUGGACGAGGGUCGUCGUCCCGCUGUCGGAUAUCAGGAUUUGUGGCACCGUCCGCUUCCGCUGGCACCAGGGUUGGUACGGCGCGCGCGAGGCCUCCGUCCCCUGGGCCGUCGGCAGCGUGUACGUGGGGCCCUCCUGCGUCGACCACUGCGGCGGCCACGGCGCCUGCCUCGGCGGGGAGGAGUGCGAGUGCGACGAGGCCUACGAGGCGUACGAGGGAGGCUGCUCCUGCCAUCUCGAGCUGGAGAAUCCGCAGACGCUCAUGCACGAUUUCGAAGGAUCCGAGCUCGCGGAGCAUUUUUCGCGGUGGGCGGGCAGCGAGGCGUCGCGCUCCUGCGGCGGCGUCACCGGCGAGUCGCUGGUGUUCUCGGAGCAGGGCGAGAGGACGCUCGUCACCAGGGACCUCGACCUCCAGCUCGGAGGCGUCGUGCAAUUCUACAUCCGGUACGGCUGCACGCCCGACGACCUUGGCACGGGCGACGCCCCCGUCCUCCUGCAGUUCUCUACUGACGGAGGAAUCACGUGGACUCUGCUGGCGGAGCUGGGGCCGGAGGCGAAGGCGGAGUCGGGGGCGGAGUUGGGGGCGGGGUCGGAGGGACGUCAACCAAUGACGCAACACGUGACGCUCAAUCUGCCAGACACCGCCAAAUCGAACGCGACGCGCCUGCGGUGGUGGCAGCCCUCCACGGACGGGGGAUUCGCCAGCAUGUGGUCCCUUGACGAGGUGUACAUCUCGAGCCUGGCGCGCGAGCUUCCCGCCUUCACGGCCCUGGACUCGGGCGCCCACUGGCUGCUCACGCCCGGCUCCGUGCUCGAGGCGGUCUGCGGACAGGAACACAACAGCCUGCAUUUCAGUGGUCGCGAAGGCUUCCGGUUUGCCGAGACUCCGGAUAUUUUGAUGAACGAGCACAGCUUCAUCCAGUUCACGAUUGCAAUGGGCUGCAAGGAGGCGGGAUUCUGCUUCGAGGUGGAGGUCGAGUACUCAAUCGACCACGGGUCAACCUGGUGGCCGGUGAGAGGUCACUGCUUGCCCUCUGACCCCGACUGCACCGAGUACUGGCCGAGCUCCAGCCUGACCUCUGACCUGUACGCAGCCCCGACGCAGGUCACCAUGCUCGUGCCUCCCCGUGCAUGGUCCGAGCGCGCCCGCGUCCGAUUCCUCCAGAGGGACGGCUGGCGACAGCAGCACAGCUGGGCUCUCUCGCACGUCUACAUCGGCGACGAGUGCUUCCACAGGUGCUCCGCCAGGGGCUUCUGCGACGCCGGGGUGUGCCAGUGCCAGCGUGGGUGGACAGGCAACAGCUGCGAGAGGCCCGAGCGCCCCUUGCCCACCUUCCUUGCGGAGGACUUCGAGGGCGCCGUGACCCCCGACAGGUGGCGCAGGGUGGUGGGGGCGCUUGUCACUGACCACUGUGGGCCUGUGGGGGCGGGGGCGGCGCUGCACCUGGUUGGGGGCUGCAGCAGGUACCUGGAGACCGAGGACCUGGACCUGCGCGCGAGCCUGUUCGUGCAGUUCGAGCUUCGCACGGGCUGCCUGGACCCCGUGGCAGGGCGCGAGGCCGGGGGCGACCACGCCCUCCUGGUGCAGCUGUCGUGCGACGGGGGCGUGUCGUGGGCCACCGCCAAGAAGCUGCUCCUCGUCCACCAGCAGCCCACGUACGUGUGGCUGCAGAUCCCGCGGGCGCUGCGCUGCGAGGGCGGCCGCGUGCGGUGGUGGCAGCCGGUGCCGCAGGAGAGGAACCGCCUGGACUGGGCGUUGGAUGCGGUCUUCGUGGGCGGCAACGCCACGCCCCCCGACGCGCUCACCUACGCCCACCCCGACGACUUGGUGCCGCCCAUGUGGCUGAGGCGGUACAAUGGGCGGAUAGACAAUUACUGUGAUAACGACCUACCAAUGUACACCAUGAUGUCCACGGCCUCUGAACCUGCUCUUAUUCAAACCAGCGACAUACAGGUGGGAGUCAACCACUCCAUUAGUUUCCAGCUGGCUCUCGGCUGCGGCGCCACCUGGGACAACCAAGUAGUCCCCGUGAGACUGGAAUACUCGGUGGACUUCGGCAACAGCUGGCACCUGGUGAGGGAGGCGUGUCUUCCCGGGAACACCAGCUGUGCGGAGGUCACCGACGCCUCUGUCUAUUACGCGCCGCUCAGAUGGCAUCGCUUCGUGUACCCUCUGGCGCACGUGGGGCCGGCCAGGUACGUUCGCUUCCGCUGGCUGCAGGCGCCCUCCCACGACGUCGGCGGCAGCCACCGCUGGUCCCUCCGCGACGUGUACAUCGGCAGGUCGUGCCCCAACCACUGCCUGGGCCGCGGGUCGUGUCUGUUCGGGGCGUGUCGCUGCGACGCCCACUACGCCGGCGCCCACUGCGAGCGGGUCGUCGUCGAUAAUGUGCCCUUCAUCCGUGACGAAUUCAGCGAGAGGGCCUUCCGGAGCCACUUCCAGCAGGUCCAGGGCGCCCUCAUCUCCGAGGGCUGCGGCGGGCUGGAGGUGCCGCCCACGGCCACCUUCCAGGGCGCCCACACCCGCCAGCUCCUCACCCAGCCCGUGGACACCCGCAGCGGCAAGUUCGUGUACUUCGUCGCCCAGAUCGGCAGCGCCCACGGCCACGGGGUGUGCGCGCGGGCGAGCCAUCGACACCACAACGUCUUUGUGCAGUACUCCGUUGAUGGAGGCAUCCGCUGGCACCUCCUGAGGGAGCUUGACCACGAGAUGUACGUCAACCCACGCGAAGAGUACCUCGUCUUGCCCAGCCACGCCCGGAGCCCAGCCACCGUGUUCAGGUUCUGGCAGCCCCGCCUCCCGACCGCGCCGCCCGCCUGGUCCCUCGACGACCUGUUCAUCGGCGGCUCCGAGAUCAGCGCCGCCUCGCUGCUCGACCGCUUCGAGGGCGACCCCACAGGUAUCCGAGUGGCUGUUCGCGCCCCACAGCGAGGCCCACAAACCCAAACAAACCCCUGUUCGGCGGCCCCAAAGGGGAAAAGGAGAGCAACCACCUCCAAGUCCAUACCACUUCUUGGGAAUAACAUGCCCGCCAGCCAGGGUGGGGCCCUCCCCAGUGUUUCAAAAGGAAAGAGAGUACGCAGAAGCACCAGUUUUUUUUGUCCCAUCAUGCUUCAGGCGACAGCCAAAGGAAACCGGGCCCUAAACCCUCAGGCGGGACGACCCCCAAGGACUGGCGGGGAAUCCCCGAAAAACCAUGUGACGGGAAGGACCCAAAGUCCAAAAACCCCUUGGCGGGCAAUGUGGAGAAAAAAAUUAAAAAGGCUGACAGGUAAAAAAUCUCACAACGCCCAGUUCCACAGUCCCCAAGAGAAGGGUAAUAAAGCUGCUAGAGCAAUGGGCCGGGAAUUCCCCAAACUAAAAAUCACUCCCACAAAGGGGUUCCAUGGUAUAUCGGAAAACCCGGCGGGUCAGAUUACUAGGGGGAUAUACCACUUGAGGGGGAAAGGGGUCCAUAUUUUUUAUGCCGAUGAUAUUUGCAUUAAAUCCUCAUUCCGAGGAAAAAAUGCCCGGAGAUUCCCAGAUAUUUUCUCACAAGGAAACCGCGGGUGCCCGGCACGUGGAAAGGGGGUGCCGGUACAGCCCCGGUUCCCUCGAUACCCGCGACGGGGGGGAUCAGGCUGGGGUCGGUCGCGACCUGUGCCUACCGGGACCCCCCCUGACCGGGGCUCCUGCCUUACACUUUCCACUCGCAGUCGGGCUACUUCCCCUGACACCCAUACCCGCUGGAUGAGGGUCACCAUUCCUUUGCCGGAGAAGACGUGGGCGAGUUACAGUUCUAGACUGGGAGUUGCAGUUAUGAACUACAUUAGCAGUUACAGCAUAGAAAAAGGUGUGGAGUAA